UAUUUUAUUGAAUAAACCUUUGUCUCUAUAUUCAUUACAUAUUACUAUAUAUCUAUUGUGUUUAUUUUUGAUACUCUCUAUGUGGUUCUCUAUACCAAAAUGGUGUUUAUUCUUCUACUUAUUUUCAUCGACCAUUUUUAACACUGCGUUGGCAUAUCAAACCAUUAUUGACGUAUUAUCAGAAGAUGCCAGAUUUGAAACACUUCUUCGCCAUUUACAACAUACACGACUUAUUCCAGUUAUCAAUCAACUCAAAACAGGAACGUUGUUUGCACCUGACAAUGAUGCUUUUGCUAAUUAUCAUGGACCAGAUAUAACCCAAGACAGUUUACUUUAUCACCUUUUACCAAAACACACCUCAGCCUCUCAGUUCCAUCACCAUCAAGUACUUGAAUCAUCAUUGGUGUUUGACAAUUUUUUACGAAACAACACUGGUCAACGACUGUUGAUUCAACGUCAUUCUUCAAUCAAACCAACUGACUCUAUUUUUGUUAAUGACGGUCGUCUUAUUGAAACUGAUAUCUUUGUUAACGAAGCUACCAACAUACAUGUGAUCAGCAAAGUAUUAGAACCACCGAUGAUGUUAGCUCCCAGUCUCGAAUCCAAGAACAAAGACUUGUAUAACUUGAUGGAUGAUAUUGGUAUCAUCCAUUUAUUGAAGAAACAAGAGCCCUUUACUGUGUUUUAUGCAAAACCAUCUAUCCUACAUUCCUUCAAUGAUGUGGAAAAGUCUUAUCUUUUAUCAAGUUAUGGUGAUGAAGAUCUUCUCCAUUUGUUGGAUUACCUGAUUAUACGUGGUGACAUUUAUUCCGAGGAUUUUACUGGAGAACAACAAUAUAAAACUCUGGGAGGGGAAAUGCUUACCAUCAAUGUUAACAAGGAAAAAGAUAUAAUUACUGUUAAUGGUCAACGUGUUAUCCGAAAAGAUUUACUUGCAGCCAACGGGGUUUUACAUGAACUACAAGUAAUGCCGAACAGUCAACAAGUGAAAUUUGACACAAGAAAGUACCUUUACGGAGUAAAUGCAACAAAAUUUGUAUCACUUUUGGACAAUUAUGGAUUGGGUCAUUACUUGGCGUCGGGAGUUACCAACUUUACAUUAUUGGCACCGGACAAUGAUUCUAUAGAUGAAGGUUCUAUUCCAGACAAUGUGAAGAAAUCUUGGCUCAGUUAUCAUAUCUUACAUGGUCAAUGGUAUCGAGAUCAACUAACGGAUCGUCAAUUAUUACCAUCUGAAUUCAAAUCACCACAGCUUAAUGAUCAACCACAGCAGGUUCCUGUUUCUUUAUCUGAUACUACUCGCAAGUCUUCUCUUUUUUUUGGUGAUGCUGGAGUUCAUGAUGACAAUCUGACAAUCAACAAUAAUGUUAUUCAUCAACUGACCAAUCCAAUGACACUACCGUAUGAUGUAUUCUCAAGUAUUGUAAUCGACUUGGAAUUAUCAUCUUUUAUUGCUACUUUAUAUGUUUCGGGAGUGGUGGACAAGAUCAAGAAAUCGAAUGGGAUCACUCUUUUCGCACCGACAAAUGAAGCCUACCGAUCAUUAGGAUUGAUUGCAACCUAUUUGACCCAUCCGACCGGACGACAGGAUUUGAAAUCAACAUUGGAAUAUCACGCAGCAGAAGCGAUUCUAUAUGAUCACGAUCUCCGAACAUCAGCAUACAGCGUGUCUACUCUGAAUGGAAAGGAUACAAUGCAAGUAGGCGGAACAGAUCAACAAGGAAGGGUUGUCAUUGGCAAUGAAGAUAACAAUGGAACUAUUAGCGAAAGCAACAUAUUGAUGGCCAAUGGAGUUGUACACAAGAUUGAUACACUGAUGAUGCCGAAUUCAGUGAUAUUGACACAUCAUAAAAUGCUGGUGGGAAUGAAUGCACAUCGUGUAUUGGAAUGGUUUGAAGAUUUCUCAUGGUUAGACAAGGCUGACGAUGAUUAUAUCCUAUUGGCACCCACAGAUCGUGCUUUUACGCAACUGGAUUCAGUGUUGGGAAGUGGUUGGGAACAGAAAGACCCUGAUGCAUACGAACGAUUGGUACGAUUACACGUGAUUCCCAAGGAACAACAAUUACAACGACGUAGUUUACUUGGUGGGGAAAUUGAAGAAUAUGGUACUCUUUUAUCGGACCGUGAUCGAUUGGUGAUUCAUGAUCUUGGUUUCUUUGAUGGACAAUACGUACAAGUGAUGGGUCAAACAGGUCAAGGUGCUCGUGGUCGUGUGCUUGCAAAAGGACAGCUUGGAAAAUAUGCACACAUGAUUCAAUUGGAUACGGUACUGCUACCAGUGUCAAGAGGUGUGUUUGGUUUACCUUGGUAUUGGUCUUUGGCCGUGGUAUUAGUCUUAAGCCUGAUGGGUGUUUUGGCUGUAGUUGGCAUCGGCUAUUAUGUAUGGCAGAAAUGGCGUAGAUCAGGAUAUGAAACACUGACAGAAGAAGAUGAAGAAGGCAAUCCAACAAAUAUAACCAAUUCUCAAGAUGAUCAUUGAUUUUCCCCCUUAGUAUAACUUAUUAGGCGUCACGAUAGCAUAAUAUGUGUCUCCUUUCCAAUCAAAUAAAAAUAAAUGAUGUGCUCAAUGUAUCACUUAA
Halteromyces radiatus is the source of this 2579-nucleotide messenger RNA. Its product is annotated as FAS1 domain-containing protein. NCBI's taxonomy places the organism in Eukaryota, Fungi, Mucoromycota, Mucoromycetes, Mucorales, Cunninghamellaceae. The coding region runs from base 80 to 2479 and encodes 799 amino acids. The record is from RefSeq and is a predicted model, not a curated record. The transcript is spliced from 5 exons.